Salpingoeca rosetta is the source of this 1195-nucleotide messenger RNA. RefSeq lists its product as uncharacterized. The record is from RefSeq and is a predicted model, not a curated record. Gene Ontology annotation, molecular function: voltage-gated monoatomic anion channel activity. Gene Ontology annotation, biological process: monoatomic anion transmembrane transport. Bases 130 to 945 code for a protein of 271 amino acids. Lineage: Eukaryota; Choanoflagellata; Craspedida; Salpingoecidae. Gene Ontology annotation, cellular component: mitochondrial outer membrane. The transcript is spliced from 6 exons.
CGAAAAAUCUGCCGAAAGACAAACAAGCGAAGCGGCAGCGACACACACAAACACUCGACCAUCUCCAGCCCCCAAAUCGUUGCUUGCCCGUGCUUAUCAAGACUGUACCCCAUCACUCAAACCAACACAAUGGCAACCCCCAAGUUCUCUGACCUCGGCAAGGCUUGCGCCGAUCUCUUCUCCGAUGACUUCAACGCCUCGGCCAACAAGCUCACCCUCAAGUCUAAGGCCAUCAACGGCACUAACCUGAAGGUUGAGGGCACCCGCUCCAACAAGGACGGCUCCGUGUCUGGUCUUAUUGAGACCAAGUUCUCCCACAAGGCCUCUGGCCUCAACGUGAAGGAGAAGUGGACCACGGGCAACGUUGUCGCCACCGAGGUGUCCAGGAAGAACCUCCUCACCCCCGGCACAGACCUCAGCCUCACCACCAGCUUCAAGCCCUCCACCUCGGGGCUUGACUCGAUCAAGCUCAAGUCCUCGCUCGUCCGCGACCAGUUUGCCGCCACCCUCGACACAGACUUUUGCAAGGUCUCCGGCUCUGGCGUCUUCUCCUACAACAAGUUCCUCUUUGGCGCCUCCACCAACCUCAAGUCUACCUCCGUUGGCGUCGCCUUUGUGGAGCAGGACUACAGCAUCACCUCCACUGUCACGGAUGGCCGCGACGUGAACAUCAAGCUCUUCCACACCCCCCGCGCCACGGUGCAGGCUGGUGCUGAGUUUGGCUGGUCCAAGACGGGCGCCACGAAGCUCGGCGUUGCCGGCCGCCUGCAGCUGGACGACUCUGCAUAUGUCAAGGCCAAGGUCGACAACAAGCUCAACCUCGGCCUCGCUUACGUGCAGAAGCUCCGCCCCGGUGUCACCAUGACCCUCGCCGCCAACCUUGUCGGCAACAACCUCACCAGCGGCGGCCACAACCUCGGCAUGUCCCUCUCCCUCGACAACUGAGCACACUCUGCUGUUGUGUGAAAGGCAUUCUUGCACUGCACGGCUCGCCGUGUAGUGUCUCCCUUCCCACUUGCACCCCCAUCCUCUCUCGUCCACCUCUUCCUGCCAUCAACAGGCUGUCCAUGUGUCUCGUCGCUGUCACGCACCCGUCCCUCCCACAUCCCCCAUGCCCUCCUGUCUCCUCAUGCCCUCCUGUCUCCUUAACUGUCGUCUCUCAAGUUCAGCUACCAAAUACAAAGCAGUGACAGCA